Messenger RNA from Elgaria multicarinata webbii, 5012 nucleotides. RefSeq names its product proline rich basic protein 1 (gene PROB1). Gene Ontology annotation, cellular component: nucleoplasm. The transcript has 2 exons. Lineage: Eukaryota; Metazoa; Chordata; Lepidosauria; Squamata; Anguidae. Bases 99 to 4580 code for a protein of 1493 amino acids. The record is from RefSeq and is a predicted model, not a curated record.
CAAGGUUGAGUGGGAACAGCUCCAGCUGCACCAAGGAUAAAAGAGGAUCCAGUCUCCCAUUGUUCCAGCUUAGACUCCCAUGGUCUACACAGGGUAAAAUGUUCUCCUCUGUGACAAGAAAUAGCCAGCUUUCUUCUGGGCCUCACGGAUUGAAUGGGGAAGAAAAAAACAGCAACUACCAAUGCCGAUUCCAUUCUCCUCCUGAGAAAGUCUGCCACAUUUCUAGCAAUUCCAAAGGAGACCGCACCUCUGACACUUCCAGUUCCACUUACUCUACACCACUGGGCUCAGAGGAAGCGGAGAGUUUUAAGGACUGUGUCGAGUACUUUGAAGAAGCUGGAGAUUGUAUCAAGCAGUGCACUUACUGUGACUCAGAAUAUGCGCAAGGAGGCAUAUCAGCAACAUCGAUCCUCUCUGCAGCUCAGUUGAGCCCUGAUCAUCGAAGCAGGAUUUCCAAGGCUACAGCCAGCCAGCUCUGUGGGACUUUGAAUAGUUGCAGCAAUGUCCUACAAGAAAACCCAUGCAGUAUGAACAGCAAAGAAAAAGGUAAUUCUUAUGCCAUUACAUCUGGAGGAGUUCAAGCUCAUUUUUCUCCAACCAGGGGCGAGACUUUGGGAGUCUCAUUGCCAGCCCAAGAGGCGAGAGCACAGAGCCUGCAGGCGGGCUGCAACAGUACUAUAAAAGAUCAAACCUGCAGAGACAAACUCCGUUCCAGUAGUAAGCAAAGCCAACAGGUUCAGAUGUCAAUCAAAGCCAAGAAUAGCUCAGACCCAGUGUGCAGUGGCAGAAUGGGUCUAGUCACACGAAGGCUGCAGCCAGGAGACAGCGGAUCUAAAUAUUUGGAUCAUCCUACACAAUUCAGUUCUGAUAAAUCCAAGGAAAUGUUACCUAAUGCUCGCAAGCUAAAGAAAAGCAGCCUUGGCAGUCGAGCUCACGGCCCUGUAAGUAGCAAACCAGCAUGCCCCAAAUAUUUUGUUGAAAAUUCAAGUGUUUUGAGUGACUCUGACGAGGCUGAUAAUGAAGUAGAGAAGCUCACUGCUCUGUCUUUCCAGAGCCUCUCAUGUCCCCAAGGCAGUUACCUAGACAUGUACAGUUCCAGUAACAGGACAUCCUCCAGCUUGUCCAAUUCCUUGCCAGAAGAUUGCAAUGGAAUGAGCAGGUGGCCGGCAUGCAGCGAUCCCAGGAAAACAGCAGUGGUCGAGCACUCUAAAGGAAGCUGGCAAUUCCCACCAGCCAGCAAAGCCCCAGAAGCAGAACUGCUCAGCGGUGUACUGGGGAAAGAGCACUUUGAGUGCGUCGAUGUCACCCUGGAGAAUGCGGAGGGCAAAAAGAGCUUCUCUAAAAAGAGAAUGGUGCCCAAGCGCCAGAUCCAGUUGAGACGGAAGGAGAAAAAGGAGAUAGGGUUUUGUGCUGCUGGUGACUGCGCUGCACUCCAGCCAUUCACACAACCAAGGAAAGAGUCAUCUGUGAAGGGGAGGAACAUCAGUGAUGAGUUUAGGAUAAAUUAUAAGCAAUUUCUGAAAGCAGCCUCUUUGAACAAUACUUACAAUAAAUCCAGGAUGGCUUCAAGUUUGGUGAGAAAUGUUUUGGCUAAAAAAAUGCAAUAUGAGCAAAGGAUUAAAGUGGAACAAGCAUCCGUCCGGGGCAGCUCAACGUCUUCUGUUCCUUCCUCCAUAAGUACUGACCUCCCCGGGGACAGUUUAGAAGGCAAGUCAAGUUCUCUUUCCAAGUCAGACUGCAGUUUUUCGACUGAAGAUGUGCAAAGCCAUUCCACCACCAGCGAGAGGUCCGAGUCCCUUGCAGUGAGUAAAGAGAGCAUGGAUGCCUUGAAGCCAACAAAGGGAGUUGUUGUCAAUGCGCAACUAAGGGAGAAUGUCUACAAACUGAAAACUACAUUUAAUGAGCUGAAUGAAAGAAUGAAGUAUCAAGAAGCUACUCAACUGAAGCGACUCCCCAUCUUGGCAGAGGGUGGCAUGAAUACCAUCGACACAACCAACAUCAGAAAGCAGGCCAGCGGGGAAAGAAAAGAGUACAGGAGAGCCCGAGCUGUGUUUGAGUCUCUGCAGCCCGAUGCAAAAAGCUCAGCCGCAGCUCCAAAAUUUGCAAAGCCUCAAAAGCCGUGGCCCAACCUAAAGCAGCGAGCUAUUCGGCCGAACAAGCACACACAGUCAAAAGACGAAAUGUUUCCACAUAAAUCUAAAAGCCUUGGGGUGCCUAAUGAUACUUCCAGAAACAUCUUCACAUCCAAAACCAAAGAAAUGAAACUCAUCCCUCAGAUCAAAAAUGAGCAAAAUGUUGCGAACGCCUUUAGGCGCACACCUUUGGGCAGAGUUUCCAGUGAUAGGAGGUUGCCUAUAUUUCAGACCAUGAAACUUUCAUCUGUCAGUUUUCCAGCUUCUGGCAAAUCACACAGUGGUGAAAAAUCUAAUCAGCCAAAAACACUUCGCACAGAGGAGACUGCUCAAAUGGAAAGUAAAGGGAAGAUAAGAACACCUCAGCUCAGAGAUGUCAGGAAAUUAGUGAAGGACUCCUUUAAAUCAUCAGACAGCUCCAGUGCAGACCAGGCUUCCUAUUCAGACAGCAAAAAUGAGAACAGUUUGACUGUGUUGCCAAAGGAGUCCACAGCCAUCUCGCCUCUGUUUAUACGUUGCACCUCAAUAUGUCGGAAAGAUGAAACUCCAACAGUAAACCAUGUAGAGGAAAAAAAGCAAGACCAAACUGGGGGCAUAGAUAUGUCAACCCUUUCUCUGCAUGAUGACCACACAAACAACAGGGAAUCCACUGACUAUUAUCGUCCCAUGGUACAGACACAUGGAAACGUACCUGUGUGUAAUCCAGAAAGCAAAUGUUCUGCAGUGGGUGAAUCUCCAGUGCACAUCACUACAAUUCGGUCCAAGAAGUAUGUUGUGGAGAAUAAAGAAUUUCAGUCACAAGUUGAAAAUAAACCAGUGCCUUGUGAGCGGAGUGAAUUAAAUGUCAGACCUUCUUCUGCGGCCACCAAGAAAGAGUCGCAGCUUAAUAUUACAGUCAACAGCUCUCUCUCCAAGCAGUCACACAAAACAGAGACUGACUAUUUCCCAGCUUUCAGUUAUUCCACAUUGGAUGAAAGGACCAUGAAAGAAGCUUUGCCACUGUCAAAUCAUAGCUUGUUAAAAGAGAACCAAGCUGCUGCUUCAUCAGAGACUGUUGUAAUUCCACCUUCUACGUAUCUUCAGGACAUCACAAGGAGAGAUCAUGGUUAUGAGACCACAAGCCAUAUUCAGGAGGCCUGCAAAGCCCAGGAAGCUGAACUGACCCAUCAGAAGCAUUUAUCCAGUGAGACCUUCUCAGUGGCUCCCACAGACAAUAAAUGUUCUUCUAGCCUUUUGAAAGAAGAACAUAUCUUAUCUGGGUGUGGAUCAACCUGUGAGAGCUGUAAGCACCCACAAGCCAACAGACAUCCAAUGACAAGCACCCAAAAUAUUCAGACACAGACUCCAGCAAAUCACUUCAAUGACAGUGCAUCUGAAACUAAAGUGCCCUUGGACAACCACAACAGAAUGCAUUCAGAAUGUGUAAUUUCAGACAAUCCAGUAACAGCAAGAGAGUAUACCGAAGGAAUCAAGCUAAUAUCAAACUCAUCUUUUACACCAUCAACUUCUUAUGGAAAGCUCCAUGACCUGGGAUGUGAUUCUUUUAAUAAACACCAGCCACCAAAUGAACAGUAUUUUUCAGCCAUCCAGGCUGACAACACAAAUUACUUAACGAUUCCUGUGAAAGCCCAUCAAUCCGAGGCAGCUGCUAAGCACUCAGUGCCUACAUACAUGGAUAACACUUCAUUCACCUCCAACGUCUCUUUCCAGCCCAGCGGGGAAGCAUCAGGAAGUAAAAUAAGCAAUGAGCUUUUCCCACCAAAACAAGUGGAGAAGAAGGCACCCACUGAUAAUUUGUUAUACAAUAACCCAAGCCAUGGGCAACUCCCCCUAAGACUUGAAGAAUCCCCCAGUUUCUCAAGAAGAAAUGAAAGAAUUUCGCCAGCUGGCAAGACUGCCCCAAGCCCAACUAGGCACUUUGCUGCUCCUUUGCAAGCACAUAGGAAAAUGUUAGUUGAUCCAGAGAGUGGGAAAUGCUACUAUGUGGAAUCACCAAGGCAGCCUCAACUGAAGAUGCUUUAUGACCCAGAGACAGGGCAGUAUUUUGAAGUGUUGAUACCACCAGUCCCAUUGGUAUCACACAGUGGGCUUUACCAGUCUCCCUUCUCAUCGGUGGUCAUGAAUCCAGGGGGUUAUGGACCACCAUACAUGCCCUAUUCUGGCUUUGCCGGCUUCCCACCUCCCCCUCCAUCUGUGGCACCUGUCCAUGUUGAUCUUGAAGACCAACAACCCGUUCAGGAGAGCACAAACUUCAAUGAGAGUUUCAACCAUUUUUCAAAGAAUGAAGUUCCUCCAGCUACCCAAACUGCUGAUGGAAACUACAUGGAAAGUUUAUAUUAUAUUCCCACUGGGAUGAAUUCAAGUCCUAAUCCUAAUCAAGCGUUAUAUUCCCCAUCUACAAAUCCUGGCCCUUCUUUGCCUGAAAAGGGAUCCUUCCUUAGGAUGUGACAUUCGAUGCAACAAGGGCAUCUAGGGGAAACAGCUGCUUUUGUAUUUCAGAUCAUUCUUCUUUUUCUUUUUUUAAAGGCCAAGCCAAACCUCGUUCCCUGGAAUCUGGGGGAAAGGGAUGACAGGAAGGGGGUUGCUUGGUUGCCUUUGGUUGUUUAUUCUGCCACUUGGGUUUUGAAGGACUCAAGAGGAAAUAGGAUACCAGGAGUUUACAGCACACAUCACUGGCUUGAUAAAUCUGAUUUUAAUGUAAAUGCCCCUGGCAACAAUGGGCCACAUUCUGGUGCUAACUGAAGCCAAUGGGAGUUUUGGUAUUGAUAUCAAAGGGACCAGGAUUCAAGCUAUAAAGUUGUCAUUUGCAACUGAUUAAAAACUAAGGACCAUGUUUGAACUUAAGCUGCUUCGGAGACCUUUGCCUCCAAAGGUGAAAAC